UUUACUUCUAUUUACUCGUAUCAUUUCAUUCCUAACUUUAUACUGAACAUAAAAUUAGGGGAAAAAAUUGGGAUUUCUAAACUCCUUAAUUCCGGCGGUGAAUUUAUUAAUUUAAACCAAUUUCAUAAAAUGGAGCCUUUGGUAGUCAAUCAGCCGGUUGUCAUUGACAAUGGUUCUGGUGUCAUAAAAGCUGGUUUUGCAGGUGAGCACAUUCCCAAGUGCCGAUUUCCUAACUACAUCGGACGCCCUAAACACGUUCGGGUAAUGGCUGGGGCACUCGAGGGUGACAUUUUUGUCGGCCCCAAAGCAGAAGAGCAUCGCGGUCUGCUGAGUAUACGCUACCCCAUGGAACAUGGCAUUGUUACUGACUGGAAUGACAUGGAACGGAUUUGGAGCUAUAUAUAUAGUAAAGAACAAUUAGCAACAUUUACAGAAGAUCAUCCAGUUUUAUUAACAGAAGCCCCGCUGAAUCCCAGAAAAAAUCGAGAAAAGGCCGCUGAAUUUUUCUUUGAAGGAAUAAACGUACCCGCACUUUUUGUAUCAAUGCAAGCUGUCCUCAGUCUUUAUGCUACAGGUCGUGUCACAGGAGUAGUGCUCGAUUCCGGUGAUGGCGUUACUCACGCAGUGCCUAUAUAUGAAGGAUUCGCGAUGCCACAUAGUAUUAUGCGUGUUGAUAUCGCAGGCAGAGAUGUAACUCGCUACCUUAAAACUCUUAUACGAAAAGAAGGAUUUAACUUCCGAUCAACAGCGGAGUUCGAAAUUGUACGUUCCAUUAAAGAAAUGCUGUGUUAUUUGGCAACUAAUCCCCAGAAAGAAGAAAGCGGGGAGACUGAAAAGGUCGCUUAUAUCUUACCGGAUGGCAAAACUUUAGAGAUUGGUCAGGCAAGAUUUAGAGCACCUGAAGUGCUAUUUCGACCAGAUUUGCUGGGGGAAGAGUGUGAGGGCAUACACAAUGUGCUUAUGUAUGCAAUCGAGAAGUCAGAUAUGGAUCUCAGAAAAAUGUUGUAUCAAAAUAUCGUAUUAUCUGGUGGCUCUACAUUAUUUAAGGGUUUUGGCGACCGUCUGCUGUCGGAGUUAAGAAAACACUCGGCAAAGGAUUUAAAAAUUAGAAUUGCUGCGCCACAAGAACGCCUAUACUCUACAUGGAUGGGAGGCUCUAUUUUAGCGUCUCUAGACACUUUCAAGAAAAUGUGGAUUUCAAAACGGGAAUAUGAAGAAGAGGGACAACGGGCGGUGCAUAGAAAAACCUUCUAAAGGAGUAACUAAAAUGUUUUUAUGCUAACGACUGCAAACCAAUCGUUUUAAUGGUCAUUUUAUCGAAUGGCAGCAGAGUUAAGAAAAAAGGCCGAAACAUCAGAACGUGUACUGUGAAAACUGUAAAUUUAAAUUAUUUGAAAACAAAUCUAUAAUACUGAUUCGUAAUAUAUUUGCAUCGCUUAAUUGUAUUAUAAUUAAAAUUGCUUAUAAGAAAUCUAUAUCAAGUUUGAAAUCAGUGCAAGGAUUAAAAUUUUAUAGCAGUAUUUUCCACAUAAUAAAAUAUGCUAAUGAA
Rhagoletis zephyria (snowberry fruit fly) is the source of this 1549-nucleotide messenger RNA. RefSeq names its product Actin-related protein 1 (gene Arp1). The record is from RefSeq and is a predicted model, not a curated record. Lineage: Eukaryota; Metazoa; Arthropoda; Insecta; Diptera; Tephritidae.